UAGAGAUGCUAGGCCUUCUCUAUAUACAUGUGCUUUCAGUGUGGUUGUUUCCAUGAACAACCUCAUAAAUCCUAAACCAUUUUCUCCCAAAGAACUAUCUAACAUAACUUUAUCAGUUCCCUCCUACCCGAGUAGCUACCAUGAUGAAAGGGAGUGACGAUCUUUCAGAACUUGCACAAACCAUCCGUAAUAUAAUCGAAGAAGGUGUAAAGAAGACCAAAUCCAUGCCAUCUCCAUGUAUUUUCAGGGUCCCGGAGAAGCUUCGCAAGGUGAAGGAAAGUGCUUACACUCCUCAACUCGUCUCAAUCGGACCUCUUCACAGUAACAAAGAACAUCUUAAAUCACCCAUGGAGGACAUUAAGAAGCAAUACGCUGAAGCCCUGUUUAUGCGAGUGCAGACACCGGUGCUACAGGAAUGUGUAGAGAAAAUGAAACAGUCGUUACCCAGAGCCAGGGAUUGCUAUGCAGAGAAAGUAGAAGUCGAUGCCCUGGAGGAUGUGGAGAAAACGAAAGAGUUGUUAGACACAGCCAAGGAAUGCUUUCCAAAGAAAGUCGAUGCCCUGGAUGUACCCAUGUUGGUCAUCGAUGGCUGUUUCAUACUCGAACUUCUCUACAGGUGGUACCAUAAGGCUCAUGAUCCCGACAUGAUCGGAACCAGCAACAACCCAAAUUCCAAUAACAAAACAAGUCAAGAUUUCUGUUUCGACACCGCUCUGAAUCGUGUCGCAAUUAGACAAGACUUGCUGCUAUUGGAGAACCAGCUUCCCUUCUUCGUUCUCGAGGACUUGUUUAGCCUCACGGUGGCAAAGAUUCCGAACCUCACGGUGGCUAAGAUUCCGAACCUCACGGUGGCUAAUACUCCGAACCACACGGUGGUUACUAUUCCGAAUCAUCCGCCUAGUCUUAGUCACUAUCUCCUCUCAUACUUUGGCAACAUGAUGAAUCCCUCAGAACAAAGCGACAAGAAUGACCGGGAACAAAGCCACGAGGAAGACCAGGAUCCGAAGAUUUGUCAUAUCCUUCACUUUCUAUACAAUCAAUACCGGACACAAGAAGGUACUAUACAAUCAUCCACAGAACCAAUCAAUACUGAAAUCCCCGAAAACAAGAAAGAACACCAAGAUUCACCAAAAACCAAUUCCAUGCCUCCUGCAUCAGAACUCGAGUAUGCAGGAGUCAAGUUUGAAGUCAGUACUAAAACCGGUGACACCCCAUUCAAGGUCCAAUUUGUUGCCCCACGAGGCCCUUUCUGGUACUGCCGUAGAGCUUCUUUCAAAAUCCCAACUCUGCAAAUUAGUGCUGCUACGGAGAGACUCUUGAGAAACCUCAUUGCUUUCGAGCAGUGUUACACUGGCUUUGAUCUUAACACUGGCCAUUAUGGCCUUGAUUUAUACUUCACAUCGUAUGCUACCCUCAUGGAUAGACUCGUAGACACUGAGAAUGACGUGCAAGUGCUUGAAAAGGCUGGAGUCAUAUAUAGCCGUCUCGGCGACAGAGAAGAGGCCUCUGAUCUGUUCCACAGUCUCUGCAAGGAAAUUGUUCUGCCUCGGGAUAGUUUCUAUUUCGCUCAAGCUUGCAAUCAGGCUGCUAGCCACAGCAAGCGUCGUUGGCCUAAAUAUUUGGUGGGGUAUCUGAGGCGUACAUAUUUCACUAAUCCAUGGACAUUCAUAGCUUUCGUGGUUGCCUUCAUCGUUUUUGGCAUCCAACUCGCACAACUCCUCCGUAAUUUCCUUCGUUGAGGAUUAUUCUGCCAGAAUUACUUGAUACUUCCAUUUUAGGGCUUCUCGGUAUUCGGUUAUGAGUCAAAAUUAUGUUAUGAAAUAUGUGAUCUUAGUUGCAAGAUAUAUAUGUAGUGGUUGUUCAAUAUGUGUAUUAAUUGUGAGAUAUGUUGUGUUCUCUUGUACCUUGAUAUCUCCAUAUAUAAGUCUUUGCUGCCA
Molecule: messenger RNA, 1937 nt
Organism: Camellia sinensis
Lineage: Eukaryota; Viridiplantae; Streptophyta; Magnoliopsida; Ericales; Theaceae
Source: RefSeq, a predicted model, not a curated record